ACGCACACGUCCUACCUCCGAUAUGACCAUCGCUCACCCAGGUGGUUACCUAUCAGCGAGGUCAUUGUCUGUUUGUGCUCCUGGCUCACCACUCGUUCUUCACCCAUGGGUGUGACUGCGCGUGUUGCGUUGGUAACCUUGUGUUCAGCCUACCUGGUGGUAAAUGUUUACGCGAGACUUAAUGUUCUUUUCAUCGUUGUGGAUGACCUGCGACCGCAACUCUCUUGUUAUGGAUACCCCAACAUGGUGACACCGAACAUCGACAACUUUGCAACGAAAAGUGUUACAUUUGAACGAGCCUAUGUCCAGCAAGGUGUGUGUUCUCCAAGUCGGACUUCGUUUUUGACCGGGCGGCGGCCGGAUACCACCCACGUCUUUGACCUCAAGACCUACUUUAGAAACUUCACCGGCAACUUCUCCACUAUUCCUCAGCACUUCAAGAACAAUGGCUACAUUACCCAGUCGUCAGGCAAAAUUUUUCACAUAGGAAUAGCAUCUGGUAAGACGGAUGAUUACCCAGCCAGCUGGUCCUUUCCUGCUUACCAUGCCCCUACAGAAAAAUAUGCAAUCCAGAAGGUAUGUCCUGGGUCUGGAGGGACUCUGUAUCGCACCGCACGGUGUCCAGUCAAUGUCACCGAGCAGCCCGGAGGAUCACUUCCAGACAUCCAGAACGCAGACUUCGCCAUACAAUUCCUACACAACAGGUCCGAGGACCAGAAACCGUUUUUCUUAGGUAUGGGGUUUAAGAAGCCUCACCUGCCAUUCAGGUUUCCUGUAGAAUACUUGGACCUAUACCCGCUGUCCAAAGUGGCUCCAGCCCCGAAUCCCAACUACCCGCUGCUCCUACCCGAGGUGGCGUGGUCGCCAUGGCCAGAGCUGCGUGUCUAUGAUGACAUCGUGGCGCUCAAUGUCAGCUUCCCUUACGGUCCGGUGCCUCCUGAAUACGCGCUGCUGCUACGUCAGGCCUACUCGGCAGCUGUGACGUAUAUUGACGCGCAAGUGGGCAGGAUCAUGGAGGCGCUGGACACCCUCGGGCUGGCCAGCAACACGAUCGUGACUUUCCACGGAGACCAUGGCUGGCAGCUCGGCGAGCAUCAAGAAUGGUGCAAACACGACAACUUCGAAAUCACCACGCGUGUCCCAAUGUUCGUCUACAUCCCUGGCACGACGGCGCCAAAAGCCCCUCCAGGGCAGUUGUUUCCCUUCUUCGAUCCCUUCGAGGCUCUUCGAUCGGAUUACAAAGCGCCGGCCAUGCCCUCGGGUAGACUUUCCACGGAUGCCUUGGUGGAAGCCGUGGACCUCUUCGCGACGCUGUCGGAGUUGGCCGGGUUGCCGGUUCCACCCCUCUGCCCUCCAGACUCCUCCCAAGUCGAACUCUGCACCGAGGGGUACAGCCUCGUUCCCCUCAUCAAAAAUCUAACGACAUCACCGUCCAACUCCAGCUUCCAGUGGAAGUCGGCCGCCUUCAGUCAGUACCCGCGUCCGUCGGCCACCAUCCAGCAAAACAGCGACCUGCCGAACUUGGAAGACAUCCGCAUCAUGGGGUACACGAUGCGCACCGACGAGCACCGCUACACGGAGUGGGUGGCCUAUGACCCCGUGACCUUUACGGCCAACUGGACGCAGGUGUACGCGCGCGAGCUGUACGUGCACAGCUCGGACCCCGAGGAGAACUACAACGUGGCGGAUGCGCCGCUGUACAGCCAGCUGCUGACGCAGCUCUCGCAACAGCUGAGGCGAGGCUGGAGGGCGGCGCUGCCAGUCAUUGCUGAGUCAUGACGUCAUGACCGGAAGCUGAUAACAGGCAUGCGCAUACUGUCAGUUUUGUUAGUUCGAAGAUCUUAGCAGAAGCUUGGUUGACCAUAGAAAUAAAAAGUUUUUUAUUUGAAAUAU
Pomacea canaliculata is the source of this 1893-nucleotide messenger RNA. Its product is annotated as iduronate 2-sulfatase-like. The record is from RefSeq and is a predicted model, not a curated record. The transcript is spliced from 8 exons. Gene Ontology annotation, molecular function: iduronate-2-sulfatase activity. NCBI's taxonomy places the organism in Eukaryota, Metazoa, Mollusca, Gastropoda, Architaenioglossa, Ampullariidae. Bases 106 to 1779 code for a protein of 557 amino acids.